Messenger RNA from Helianthus annuus (common sunflower), 691 nucleotides. RefSeq names its product farnesyl diphosphate synthase 2. The record is from RefSeq and is a predicted model, not a curated record. Gene Ontology annotation, cellular component: cytoplasm. Gene Ontology annotation, molecular function: dimethylallyltranstransferase activity; (2E,6E)-farnesyl diphosphate synthase activity. Gene Ontology annotation, biological process: trans, trans-farnesyl diphosphate biosynthetic process. The transcript has 8 exons. NCBI's taxonomy places the organism in Eukaryota, Viridiplantae, Streptophyta, Magnoliopsida, Asterales, Asteraceae. Bases 1 to 648 code for a protein of 215 amino acids.
AUGAUUGCUGUAAAUGAUGGUGCUCUUCUUUCCAACCAUGUCCGUCGAAUCCUAAAGAAAAAUUUCCAUGGAAAGGCUUAUUAUGCGCAUCUAUUAGACCUCUUCAACGAGGUAGAGCUUCAAACGAUUUAUGGACAAAUGAUUGAUGCGACCACUACUACACUUGUUGGAGAGAAAGAUCUCUCAAAAUAUACUUUGUUUCUUAAAUGGCGGAUUCUUCAGUACAAAAGUUCUUAUUAUUCAUUUUACCUUCCAGUUGCAUGUGCCCUCCUUUUGUUGGGAGAAAAUCCGGAUGAUUAUGUUCAAAUGAAAGACAUCCUUGUUGAAAUGGGUAUAUAUUAUCAAAUCCAGAAUGAUUAUCUAGACACUUUUGGUGACCAUAACACGGUUGGAAAGAUUGGAACUGAUAUUGAAGAACGCAAGUGUUCGUGGUUGGUUGCUAAAGCACUCGAACUCGCUAGUGAGGAACAAAAGCAAAUUCUAUACGAAAACUAUGGGAAAAAGGACCAAGCCUGUGUAGAAAAAGUCAAGGAACUAUAUCAUACUCUUAACCUUCAGGGCGUGUAUGAAGAAUAUGAGAAAAUGACCCAUGAGGAGUUCAUGAAGUUAAUUGAAUCUCACCCAAGCAAUGUAUACAAGCAGUGUUGAAAACUUUCAUGGGAAAGAUAUUAAAAGUAGGUCCACAACUAUU